AUGGCCGAUGCUGAUGAUAUUCAACCGAUCGUUUGUGACAAUGGUACCGGAAUGGUUAAGGCUGGUUUUGCGGGCGAUGAUGCACCAAGAGCGGUUUUCCCGAGUGUUGUAGGUCGGCCUAGACACCACGGUGUUAUGGUUGGGAUGAAUCAGAAAGAUGCGUAUGUUGGUGAUGAAGCACAAUCCAAAAAUGGUAUCCUCACACUGAAAUACCCAAUUGAACAUGGUGUUGUUAGCAAUUGGGAUGAUAUGGAAAAGAUUUGGCAUCAUACUUUCUACAAUGAGCUUCGUAUCGCUCCUGAAGAGCAUCCGGUUCUUCUUACCGAGGCUCCUCUUAAUCCAAAAGCCAACAGAGAGAAAAUGACUCAAAUCAUGUUUGAGACAUUCAAUUCUCCAGCUGUGUAUGUUGCUAUUCAAGCUGUUCUAUCGCUUUACGCUAGUGGUCGUACAACCGGUAUUGUGUUGGACUCUGGUGAUGGUGUUUCUCACACUGUACCAAUCUAUGAGGGUUUCUCUCUUCCGCACGCUAUUCUUCGUCUUGAUCUCGCGGGUUGGGAUCUCACUGAUUAUCUUAUGAAGAUUCUCACCGAGAGGGGUUACAUGUUCACAACUACAGCAGAAAGAGAAAUUGUCAGGGACAUUAAGGAAAAGCUUUCUUAUGUUGCUAUAGACUAUGAGCAAGAGAUUGAGACUUCAAAGACAAGCUCGACAAUCGAAAAGAACUAUGAAUUACCUGAUGGACAAGUCAUUACAAUCGGAGCUGAAAGAUUUCGUUGUCCAGAAGUACUUUUCCAGCCAUCAUUUGUGGGAAUGGAAGCUGCAGGGAUCCACGAGACGACUUACAAUUCGAUCAUGAAAUGUGAUGUUGAUAUUAGGAAAGAUCUUUAUGGUAACAUUGUGCUUAGUGGUGGUACAACUAUGUUCAGUGGUAUCGCAGACCGUAUGAGCAAAGAGAUCACAUCUCUUGCCCCAAGCAGCAUGAAGAUUAAGGUCGUUGCACCGCCCGAAAGGAAGUACAGUGUCUGGAUCGGUGGAUCUAUCCUUGCUUCUCUCAGCACUUUCCAGCAGAUUUGGAUCUCUAAGGCUGAAUAUGAUGAGGCUGGUCCAGGCAUUGUCCACAGAAAAUGCUUCUAA
Messenger RNA from Arabis nemorensis, 1134 nucleotides. Lineage: Eukaryota; Viridiplantae; Streptophyta; Magnoliopsida; Brassicales; Brassicaceae. The record is from the annotation of a GenBank genome assembly.